Molecule: messenger RNA, 1993 nt
Organism: Polistes canadensis
Lineage: Eukaryota; Metazoa; Arthropoda; Insecta; Hymenoptera; Vespidae
Exons: 4
Coding region: 553-1821 (422 amino acids)
Molecular function (GO): protein binding
Source: RefSeq, a predicted model, not a curated record
UGAACAGUCCUCUAUACAGCUAAAAGGAUUCUCAGCUUCGAAUAUCGCGACCCCACGCUUACUUGUACGGCAUAUGGAAGUGUACAGGGAAAAUCUCCAUUACCAUUGGCUUAUUUCAGAUAAGCCGCAAAAAGUAAGCCAAUCAGCGCCGACCUUUUAUGUUUUGAUGCGUUUCUUUUUAUCCCUCGAUAAAAUGUCUGCUCGUGAAAAAGGCGGGAAAACUCGCGCUCAAAAACGAUUUCCCUUCUCUUUAUCGAUUGUCGUCCUUUAGAGUUAACUUUCAUCCGUCAUUAAAAAGAAAAUUUUAUCUUUUUAUUUAUUAUAUAUUUACUUUUAAUUCAAUCGUUACGAAUUAUUGAAAUUAUUGCCUAAAAUAUUAUAUAAAAAGGUUAGAUUGUAUUUCUAUUAUAGAUAGUGCCACUUUCUACACCGUUGCAUUAGGAAUAGGCUGAUCGCAGGCCAGCCAACGUCUAAUGAAAUUAAAAAAAAAAUAUCUUUCUACGUUGUCAAAGUGCGACUUUUGGCGUUUAUAUUAAUCGUGCUUAUGGGUUUAUGCGAACGUUUGAAAGAUGUGGUAUCAUAUCAAAUAUUAGAACAAAUCUACGCAGAAAUUUGGUCAAUGCGUUAAAAUACAAGGAUUUAUCUUUAAAGGAUUAUUGUAGUAAAUCUAAACCGGCUAAACAAUAUGUUUUUGAUUUUCUUGUAGCAGAGUAUUUAUUUAAUGGUAAUUACGCUUAUACUUUGUCAGUAUUUGCUAGUGAAGCACCGCUUUUGAUACAGUUUGAUAAUCAUGUACCCGAUAGUUAUGAUGAAAAAAAAACACACAGUAAACAGAAGUUACAAAAAGAUUACAUAUAUCAUACGUUAGAGACUUUAGGAAUACGACCAAGUGAUCCUGAAGGACAAUAUAUUAUGUCGGAGUAUGUAGAUAAUGAUGCACCGUUGCUUUUAUGUAUAUUAAAAUGUAUAUCAGUUUGUACAUUGAAUUUUAACAAAGUUCCAAGUUUUAAAAAACCCACUAUGACUAGCACCAAAGAAACACAGACAGAUACUUCUCUCCGAAUGAGUAUGGAUAUAGAAAAAUUAAGAUCUAUUAAGAAGAAAAUAUUUAGGCAAAAACAAAUAUUCGACAUGCAGUUGAAAGAAAAAGAAAUCGGAUUAAAAAAUCGUGCCGUUGUUAUCGAAGAACAACUUAUUUCUUUGAAUGAAAAAUUAGAAAAAGCCCAGAAAUUAAUGCAUAUGGUUACUUUGAAAGAACAACAAUUGAAUGAAAAAAACCAGAAAGAGGAACAACAUUUGUUUCAAAAAGAAAUAGAAUUGUCCUUUAAACACAAUGCUUUGCUAUUAGAAAGCGAAAGAAUACAAAAAAAGCAAGACAUGUAUGAGAGUUAUAAGCGUGAUUUGGAGAAAUUGCAUGAAGAGCUUGCUGCGACCAAAAAAGCUUUUUCUUCUAAUUGCAAGUUAAGAGAUACAGGAAUACAAACGAGUUCUAGCAUCGAUUUGGGAGAUAAAAAUAAAGAUGUACAAUUUCAUGGAGAAAAAAAAGAAUUGGUCAAGCUUUUGCAUGACCAACAAUUAAAAAUAGAUGAAUUAACUCAAUACGCGAUUCAAUUAUCACGUAGAUUCGAAGAAAUUCAUCAAUCGAGGUCUACUUUAAUUGAAGAUCCUAUGAUAACAAAAAAAGCUCUCUAUACUAACACCAUUGUUAGCGAAAGCAGUUCGACCGAGGAUAUAUUGCAAGACGCUAAAUUACGUUUGAAACGUUUGGAAGAAGAAAGUAUAAAAGCCGAUAGGUUUUAUUAUAAUUCUAUUGCUACAUAAUUAAAUAUGUUUUAUACAAACACACACACACACACGUAUUUUAGAUCGUAUGUCCAAAAGUGUCAAUGAUAAUUUAUUUUGUACAGAUAGUUGAUUACACCAGCACGAUGAUAUUGUACAUUUAUUGGGUUAUAUCGUUUAUAUAUAUAUACAGUAUUAUUAUUAUUAUUAU